This is a messenger RNA of Dioscorea cayenensis subsp. rotundata (Guinea yam), 1439 nucleotides long. Its product is annotated as cinnamoyl-CoA reductase 1-like. The record is from RefSeq and is a predicted model, not a curated record. Lineage: Eukaryota; Viridiplantae; Streptophyta; Magnoliopsida; Dioscoreales; Dioscoreaceae. Gene Ontology annotation, molecular function: oxidoreductase activity, acting on the CH-OH group of donors, NAD or NADP as acceptor. The transcript is spliced from 5 exons. Bases 79 to 1065 code for a protein of 328 amino acids.
UCUCAUCUCUCCCAUCUAUUCUCAUCACCAACUCUUCCUACUAAUAAUAAUCCUAACAACCUUUAUCUUCUAUCAACAAUGACUAUCCCUUCCUCACCGGCACCCGGCGAAGGUCAGACCGUCUGCGUCACCGGCGCCGGCGGCUACAUCGCGUCAUGGCUCGUCAAACUAUUGCUCCAACGCGGUUACACCGUCAAAGGCACGGUUCGCAACCCAGAUGAUCCCAAGAACAUCCAUUUGAAAACACUUGACGGUGCUGCAGAACGCUUGAUUCUCUGCAAAGCAGACCUUCUUGAUUAUCAGUCCUUGUGUGCGGCCAUCUCCGGUUGCCAUGGUGUCUUCCACGUGGCAUCUCCGGUGACUGAUGACCCGGAGCAAAUGGUUGAACCUGCAGUGAAAGGCACAGAGAACGUAGUAGAUGCGGCGGCAGAGGCCGGUGUGCGCCGGGUGGUGUUCACAUCCUCCAUCGGCGCGGUUGCUAUGGACCCGAACCGUGGCCCAGACGUUGUUGUCGAUGAGUCUUGCUGGAGUGAUCUUGAGUUCUGUAAAAAAACCAAGAAUUGGUACUGUUAUGGGAAAGCAGUGGCAGAGCAAGCAGCAUGUCAAAGGGCUAAAGAAAAAGGUGUGGAUCUGGUGGUGGUGACACCGGUGCUUGUUAUGGGACCGCUUCUUCAACCUACAAUCAACGCCAGCAUUGUUCAUAUACUCAAGUAUUUGGAUGGAGCGGUUAAGACAUACACAAAUGCGGUGCAGGCUUAUGUUGAUGUCAGGGAUGUGGCCAUGGCACAUGUGCUUGUUUACGAGACACCCAGCGCUUCCGGACGGUUUCUUUGCGCCGAAUGUGUGUUGCACCGCGGUGAUGUGGUUGACAUCCUUGCUAAACUCUUCCCGGGAUAUCCCCUCCCUUCUAGAUGCUCUGAUGAGGUGAACCCAAGGAAGCAGCCAUACAAGAUCUCCAACCAGAGGCUUAAAGACCUGGGUCUCCAGUUCACCCCUAUGAGCCAAAGUUUCUAUGAUUCAGUCAAAAGCCUCCAGGAGAAAGGUCACCUCGCCAUUGCCUCUUGACAAAAUUCAGCAGUGGCAGCUAAAAAAAAAGAUAUAAUCUCUACAUGUUAUGUACUUAUCAUGAUGAUUGAGUCAAUCUCUGAUCUUAAAAGAGCAGAGUUAUUUGGUGAUUAUGUGUUCAUUUAUUUUCUCACGGAUGCAAGGUAUGCAAGACCUUUUGCAGAACAGCAUCACCUGGAAGUACAAGAAAAAUUAAUUUUAGUGUAAAAUCUUGAAUUCAAUGCAUUCAUCUGUCCUGAUGUUCACUGGAUGUCAAUGGACAUUAAGGAAGUCUCUACUUAGUUCUGAUACCAAAAGAGCUAUUUCAUAAUCAAGUGUAAUCACAUUUGUAAUCAGUUACCAGCUUUUAAUAUACCCUCCUACAAGUUUGAGAA